Molecule: messenger RNA, 3906 nt
Organism: Doryrhamphus excisus (bluestripe pipefish)
Lineage: Eukaryota; Metazoa; Chordata; Actinopteri; Syngnathiformes; Syngnathidae
Product: acetylcholine receptor subunit alpha
Biological process (GO): monoatomic ion transmembrane transport
Cellular component (GO): postsynaptic membrane
Molecular function (GO): transmembrane signaling receptor activity; acetylcholine-gated monoatomic cation-selective channel activity
Source: RefSeq, a predicted model, not a curated record
CUUUAUCAUUUGGUCAGUUGGGGGAAUUGAGCCUGUGACCCUUCUGUAACGGUGCUGCCCUCUUAACCGCUCAGCAUAAUGCACGCAGUCCAAAACAUAUUGUUCGAUAAACACCCGUCUUCUAUUAUAAAUAUGGAUGUUUUCUAUCACUGCCCGACUUGUGCUGCCUGUUUAUGAGAUCCCACUGUUGGGCUCAGCGGGGGAUGUUUUUCACUGCGGCCACCCCUGAUGGGAAAAAAAAUAAUAAUGAUUCUGGUAAUAUUUUACAUGUCUGGAAUAGAUUCAUUGGAUUUACAUUAUUUCCUCUGGGACAAAUUCUCACAUUCCGACCUUUUGGAAGGAAUCAAUAACAAAAUAACAUGAUUCCCCUUAAAAAUAAACAUUGGGAACCUUUACUUUUAUUUUUUUAUUUAUUUACUUAUGAUAUAUUUGUAUUUAUUUAUUUAUUUACUGUUACUGAAUUGUUUGGGAUCGUAUCUUUCUAAAUGGAUCAAUAACGUCCUUGAAUUGUAUCGGCAACCAGAAAUCAUCAUGCAAAUCGAAUUGUUGUUAACUCAUUUGCUACCAAAGACACAUUUGUAUGUAUUUUAAGAGGUGAUGAUGGAACCGCACAAUAACAGAGAUUGUGUUUGGUACAGAUUUAAGCCAAAAAAAAAAAACGUCAACAACGUGGUAGAAGUGCGUUUUAUAAGAACUCGGACUGCUUCUGUCCCAUAGAAAUACAUGCUCCGCAGCAACCAGGAAGUGAAAAGUUAUAUUGCUAUGUAGCGCAUAGGAGGGUACGCACUGAAGGCAAUUUUUAGCGCUAGCAAACGCGUGCACACACACAUUAGGUUGUGAAAAUUGUAAAUACUUCAUAGUGUUGUACAGUAGCCUCACAGCAGAUACAGGCAAUUUUACUCCUACAUUUUAAGUUUUUUUCCGCAACCGAUAUAAGUACAUUUUUUUUUUCAUAACAUUAUGACUAAAAGAAUAUCAUCUUCCUUUAAUAUUUCAACUUUAUGCUACUAAAGUAAAUGAUUUUUUCCUCAUAAUGUUAUGACAUUUCUUGUCAAAUUGAGACUUUUUCUUGUUAUAUUUUGACUUUAGGGCGGCAUGGUGGCGGGGGGUUAGCGCACAGACCUCACAGCUAGGAGACCAGGGUUCAAUUCCACCCUCGGCCAUCUCUGUGUGGAGUUUGCAUGUUCUCCCCGUGCAUGCGUGGGUUUUUUCCGGGUAUUCCGGUUUCCUCCCACAUUCCAAAAACAUGCUAGGUUAAUUGGCGACUCCAAAUUGUCCAUAGGUAUGAAUGUGAGUGUGAAUGGUUGUUUGUCUAUAUGUGCCCUGUGAUUGGCUGGCCACCAGUCCAGGGUGUACCCCGCCUCUCGCCCGAAGACAGCUGGGAUAGGCUCCAGCAACCCUGUGACCCUCGUGAGGAAAAAGCGGUAGAAAAUGAAUGAAUGAAUAUAUUCUCAUUUCUUUUUAUUAUGUCUAUUAUAUUGGGCAAUAUUAGUGUAACAAUUACUGUGGGGAUGUUAUUUAAUGUCUUGAGGUCUCUAAUAAUGGUAUUUAGAAGGUAAGAUAAAUAGGAGACAACUAUACUGCACCUAAUUAGCUGUUGUAUUAAUAAAUAUGUGGAUGGACUAGGGCUGCACGGCACGCAGGCCUCACAGCUAGGAGACCCGAGUUCAAUUCCACCCUCUAGGUUAAUUGGCGACUCCAAAUUGUCCAUAGGUAUGAAUGUGAGUGUGAAUGGUUGUUUGUCUAUAUGUGCUCUGUGAUUGGCUGGCCACCAGUCCAGGGUGUACCCCGCCUUUUCGCCCGAAGACGGCUAGGAUAGGCUCCAGCAACCCCUGCGAAAAGCGGUAGAAAAUGAAAUUAAAUGAAAAUCUGCUGAUUUUCCCAUUUUUACUGUUGUUGUUGUUGUUUUAUAGUUGAAUAAUAUUUUCAGAGUGUGCCGCAUGCCAAUAAAAAGCUGAUGUGUAGCGACUAAGGACCGACAAACUGGAGUUGAGUGGAUUCAUUUGUUGCGUCGAGUAGUUGUGUGCGGGGCAGCAGCGGAGUUGUGGCGGUGUAUUUUCGUGGCGGAUUACUGUGGCAUGUUGAUCUUCUAAGGCGUGACAUAGAAUGUGUCCCUCUCGAGUGACGAGCGUUGGCAGCCUUUUCUGACAUCCGCUGUGGGACAAUAACAACACCGUCGCUGCCAAUAGCGAUCUCGAACGCAGGCAGGCAGGCGCCAGCGUGUACUCGCUCAUUUGCCGGUGCUGAAAGAAUAUUUUAGGAAGGUCAACCAUUUGCAAUUCUCCGGUGGUGAAAAGGCAGCGUGCUGAAGCUGGGUCUUGGCUUUUGGAUGAUUUGAUUGGUUAACAACCAUGAAUGUGUUAUCGCCCAUUUUAUACCUCGCUUUUCUGACAGCUGCCGCCUGGGCUUCCAAUGAUGAAACCCGCCUGGUCAAAACUCUCUUCACCGGUUACAAUAAGGUGGUUCGGCCCGUCAGUCACUUCAGCGACCCGGUGGUUGUCACCGUGGGCCUGCAGCUCAUCCAGCUCAUCAGCGUGGAUGAAGUCAACCAGAUUGUCAGCAGCAACGUUCGCCUCAAACAGCAAUGGAAAGACGUGAACUUGCACUGGAACCCGGAAGAUUAUGGCGGCAUCAGAAAGAUCCGAAUUCCUUCCACGGACAUCUGGCGACCCGACCUGGUGCUCUACAACAACGCCGAUGGUGACUUUGCUAUAGUGCAUGAGACCAAAGUGCUGCUGGAGCACACGGGGUUGAUCACGUGGAACCCUCCGGCCAUCUUCAAGAGCUACUGCGAGAUCAUCGUGCUGCACUUCCCCUUCGACCUGCAGAACUGCAGCAUGAAACUGGGCACCUGGACCUACGACGGCAACUUAGUCGUCGUCAAUCCCGAUAGCGAUCGUCCUGACUUGAGCAACUUCAUGGAGAGCGGGGAGUGGGUGAUGAAGGACUUCCGCAGCUGGAAGCACUGGGUGUACUACGCCUGCUGCCCAGAGACCCCCUACCUGGACAUCACCUACCACUUCCUCAUGCUCCGCCUCCCCCUCUACUUCAUCGUCAACGUCAUCAUCCCUUGCAUGCUCUUCUCCUUCCUGACCGGACUUGUCUUCUAUCUGCCUACAGACUCUGGUGAGAAGAUGACCCUCAGCAUCUCUGUGCUGCUUUCACUGACCGUCUUCCUGCUGGUCAUCGUGGAGCUCAUCCCCUCCACCUCCAGCGCCGUCCCGCUCAUUGGGAAGUACAUGCUCUUCACCAUGGUGUUCGUCAUUGCCUCCAUCAUCAUCACCGUCAUUGUCAUCAACACUCACCACCGCUCCCCCAGCACACACACCAUGCCUGACUGGGUGCGCAAGCUUUUCAUCGAGACCAUUCCAAACAUCAUGUUCUUCUCAACCAUGAAGCGGCCCGGGAAGGAAAAGCCGGUGAGGAACAUCUACGGCGGCGACUUUGACAUCUCAGACAUCUCCGGCAACCAGGCCUCUGCCGUGCCCUACCAGUCACCCAUCACCAAAAACCCUGACGUCCGCAGCGCCAUCGAAGGAGUCAAGUACAUUGCGGAAACCAUGAAAUCAGACGAAGAGUCCAACAACGCUGCUGAGGAGUGGAAGUUUGUGGCCAUGGUUUUGGACCACAUCCUGCUUUGCGUCUUCAUGGCCGUGUGUCUCAUCGGCACUUUAGGCGUGUUUGCCGGACGUCUCAUUGAGCUGAGCAUGCUCUAGAUGCCUGCUAGAUGCCUGCUAGAGGCCUGCUGGAUGCCUGCUAGAUGCCUCCAGCCACACCUUUUCCUCCAUUGAUGCUCUCUGUCAAAUGUAACAUUGAUGACACGGUGCUUUGUGGAGGUCCUACUUUGCUGUUUUGGUGCUUUAUAAUAAAAUAAUUUAUGUUGUGUUGCUCAUGUUAUCUUCUGGA